UGUCCAGUGUGUUUUCAUUUUGUCAGCAACACGGACGUUUUUCCCGCGUUUAUAAAAAUGUUAGCGAUAUAAAAAAAUAAUCUGUCAAAUAAAAAGCGGGAAUUAUAUUAUUAGGAACGUUUGUUUUUAAAUUUUGAAUUUCGAAAAUGAAUGUUUUGUGCCAGUUGCUUUUUUUUCUUUUGAGCGUUAAUUUUGUGAUCCCACAAGGACCUGGCUCCGGGCAGAAUGGAAAUUUACGUCUAUGCAUAGUGGAAGGUCGGGGCCAGUACAAACGCGGCGCCAAGUACUGUCCGGUACUUGACGAAGAGAAUUCCAAAAUAGAAUGUGUACUCGGAACUGAUAGAUUGGAUUGUCUACGACGUAUUAGUAAAGGGACUGUUGACUUUGGAGUCUUCAGUCCUGAAGACCUGGUGGCUGCUAGAUGGGCUAAUGUUGAUGUACUGGUGACCAAUGAGUUACGAGACAGAGACAAACAAUUCGAACGCAGUGUAGUAGCAGUAGUUAAUAAGCGGAUAUUACCUGAUAGUGCUGCCCCCUUAACUUCGAUAUUAAGGAACAGUUCUCUCUGCCAUCCUGGCGUCGGUUUGGACGAUCUGCGCCCUCUCAGUGAUACUCUUUCUGGGUAUCUAGAAUCUUUGGUGCUAACAAGAUCGUGUGACCCGAAUCUCUCACUCAGUGAGAACAGGAUAAAAGCUCUCGCUGGAUUCUUUGAUAGGGCGUGUAAAGCCGGCCCUUGGGUACCUGAACCUUCCAGAAAUGCUGAAUUAAAGAAAAAGUAUCCAUCUCUCUGUGCCGCGUGUCGCUCGACUUGCUCUGAGACUGACCGCUACUGGGGCGAUGGCGGCGCACUCGCGUGUCUGUCUGAGGGCGCUGGUGACGUCAUGUGGUCGGAACUUAGUGACGUCAAAGCAUAUUUUAAGAAUACAGAAACAAGUCAUUUGGCGUAUCUCUGUCGUGAUGGUAGUUGGCAGCCUCUUGCUAACAACACGGAUCCUUGCGUCUGGCUGAACAGACCCUGGCCAGUGAUAGUCGCUAAAAGAAAAGCGGCUGCAGCGGUGAUCGCGUUAACACAAUCUAUACCAUCAAGCGCUGCAGCUGUGGACCGACACUGGAGGGGAGCGCUCGCAGCGCUGCUAGAGCUGCGUGCAGCGCCGGUGCCGCUGUACGCGCCGCGCACGCCGCUUGACCACCUCGCUACUGCACGCGGCUUCAGAGAGGCGUAUAGUCAGAGCGGAUGUGAUCCACCCAGGCACAUAACUCUCUGCACUAAAUCAGUGUUGGAGAAGAACAAAUGUGAGUGGUUGAGUGAAGCGAGCGCGGUGUACGGGGUCACGCCGCCCCUCCAGUGCGCUAUGAGAGCGAGCGCGCGCGAUUGCAUGGCCGCCGUGCGAGACGGAGACAGCGAUGUCCUUGUUGCUGAUAGUGAUGUGAUUGUUUCUGGUAUUAGAGACUUCGCCCUUACCGCCAUUCUCCACGAAGCGACACCCAUAGUUGAGAAAACUCAUACAGUUGUAGCUUACGUCAGAAAGGACGCCAUGUUGAAAAAAAUGUCAGAUUUACGCGGGAAACGAGCUGUUUUCCCGCGCUACGAUGGCGUCGCUUGGCAUUCUGUAUCAAAAUACUUUGCCGAUAAAUUAAAAGUGCCUUGCGAACAUUUUAUAAGCUUUUUCAGUGAUAUUUGCGCUCCAGGAGUACAAGAACAUAAUGCAACGAUUGAAAUUAUAGAUAAAUUAACCAAGAAUUGCUUGAAAGAGGAUGGUAAUGGAGAAUUGAACGCAUUAAGGAGUUUGAUAGAAGGAAAAAGUGAUGUCGCUUUCUUCAGUAUGAACACGUACAAUAAAUAUAGAGCAAACAUCAUCCAUGAGCCGUGGGCGCAAAAUAUUGUAGAAAUAAUACCGAUAUGCCCAGAAGAGAAUCCCGAAUACUGCUUCAUAAGUUGGUCGAAUAUCGGCCACGUGUUUGUCUCCAACAAGAAUUCCCAAAUGCGCAAACAAGAGAUCACAAACGUAUUCACAAAAAUCGACCAACUGUUUGGCAAACAUCAGCCAUUCCAUAGUCCAAUGUUUUCUAUGUAUGGACAAUUUAACCAUCAAAUGGACAUCUUAUUCCACAAUAACACGAAGAACCUAGCAUCAGAUAAUAUGUUAAAAUUGAACCCGUACGAUAGAAUACCGUUUAAUUUCGAACGUACUUUGACAGAUGUCAAAACUGACACCUGUCAAACGGCAGAUCUCAGCCCGGAUUCGAGUUUUAAAUCCACGCCUACUGUUUUCUUGUGUUUCGUAUCUCUAGUCGUUUGUUUAUUAUCUAGAUAAGUAAAUUGAUGUUUUUGAUUAAAAAAAUAAAUUAUGUUUAAAUUA
This is a messenger RNA of Papilio polytes (common Mormon), 2360 nucleotides long. RefSeq names its product transferrin. Gene Ontology annotation, biological process: iron ion transport. NCBI's taxonomy places the organism in Eukaryota, Metazoa, Arthropoda, Insecta, Lepidoptera, Papilionidae. Bases 147 to 2315 code for a protein of 722 amino acids. The record is from RefSeq and is a predicted model, not a curated record. The transcript has 11 exons. Gene Ontology annotation, cellular component: plasma membrane; recycling endosome; early endosome.